This is a messenger RNA of Neospora caninum, 1038 nucleotides long. Its product is annotated as SRS domain-containing protein. Gene Ontology annotation, cellular component: membrane. Bases 1 to 1038 code for a protein of 345 amino acids. The record is from RefSeq and is a predicted model, not a curated record. The transcript has a single exon. Lineage: Eukaryota; Apicomplexa; Conoidasida; Eucoccidiorida; Sarcocystidae.
AUGGGUCGAUUUUGCCAUUUCAAGAGAUUUUCCCGUUGCGUUCUUGCCAUUCUGUUGGCAAGCGUCCUUCUGGAUCCGAUAUCCUCUUCCGCAACCCAUCAGGACACUUCGAGCACGAACACCAACCAGCUAGAGACAUGUGAUGUCACAGUGCCACAACAGGGGAAACUGAAAGCACAUCUUGAUUUGACUCUGAAAUCCGAUGCCGACAGCAUUUCGUUCAUGUGUAGUUCGACCCAGGAAGCAACGCUUCUGCCAUCGAAGGAGAAGGCCUUUAAAGACGACGAGUGCUCAACACAGGAACUGCUGAACACGAUCUUUUCUGGUGCCGAGCUAAAGGAAACAGAACACAACGGAAAAAGCAAGUACGAGCUGAUCAUUCCAAUUAACUCACGGACGGAAACUAAAACGCUUUGCUAUAAAUGCACCGUCACUGCUGCAGAUCCCGAAAUAUCCUCUCGUGUCGCACAACCUCAAGCUGGAAAGGAGUGCAAGGUCAAAAUCACCGUUGACAAGGUCGAGCAAACGACGCCUGAACCCGAGGAAAAUGCCGAGCAACUCACAGGACCCAUCGAAUGCGACAGUACCGCAACUACCAAGGAGGCAAGUGUCUCCGCAGAAUCUCCUCUCUCAUUCAAAUGUGGAGCUGGAAUGUCCCUGCACCCGACAAAUUUGACAGACGUGUUUGAUGACCAGGACGGGAAGUGCGCCGCUGAGGUUGCCCUGCAGACUCUAGUCGACGCCACAUUAACAAAAACUGAAACUGAAGCUACACAGAACGGACAACCAGUGUACCAGCUUGCUGUGAAGACGGCGCCUUCUGAAGACACUGCCAUCUGCUACAAGUGUGUAACUACUUCCAGCAACCUAGAAACAAAGACCAACACCGACGAAGCAUCGGCUGCGAGAGAAUGCCUUCUGAAAAUAUCUGUUAAGGGAAGUGCAACGUCUGCAAUUUUAUCUGCGUGGGGUGUUGCGCAGGCAGCAGCCGCUUUCUGUGUGGCCGCACAAAUGUUGCUCGGCGUGGUUGAUUUGUAG